AUGCAGUAUGUAGGGACCCAACUCUUUGCAGAAUGUCGGGAUUGGCCAGCUCGAUCACCGUCACCCACGAGGCAGUGCACAAUCUGUAGCGCUCCAUCGAAUGGCUACCAUUUCAAUGCACCUUCUUGCUCAGCAUGUGCUGCCUUCUUCAGGCGAACGGUGACGCUGGGUCGACAAUUCCUUUGUGCGCAUCAGGGUAACUGUAAAGUGCAUUUCGAAAUGCGAAUCAUCUGCCGAGCAUGUCGAUAUGCGAAGUGUAUUCAAAUGGGCAUGGAAAGACAAGCAGUUCAACCUCGACGCGAUGGCAACGUUGGUCGACGCAAGAUUUCCUACUUGAAGCGACCUCCUUCACCAAAGCAGUGGUCGAGUGGUGGCACUGGUUUCCACGUCUGUAAGUCUCCAAGAACAUCAAUAGCAUUUCUCGAUUCGUCUGCGCUUUCCCCUGAUACCCCCUCCUACUCGUCAUCAGUUUCUGAUGAACAUGACUCGGUACCGCAUUCGCUCGGAUCGCUCAGGGAAAGUGGAGAAGAUGUUUUGGAAAUGUUGCUGAGGGAAGAGCGACUGUACAAUGAGCGACGAAGCAUUCUUUAUUGUGUGAGAAGCCGUAUAUCAGAGAUACUCUCAGCUGGCGAGGUCGAUGAUAUUCCGUUUUCAUCAAAAGACCUCAACGAGCUCACAUUUGCUGGAGUGCGAAAGGACAUUCGGGCACAGAUUCUGGCUACCUAUGAAUGGAUGCGAGGAUGGAAUCACUUCAAGUGUUUGAGCACUUCUGACAAAAAGACCCUUCUCCGCCGAUGUACACUGUUCCACCCAAUCAUUGAUCCCUGCUAUCUGACGAUGAGGCUUGGGCUCCCAGACAGGUUUGUGAUGUUCAACGGCAUGUUCAUAGCGAUUGAUUCGGAAGAGGGUUGGAGAGAUGAAACGUGCAUCUCGGCGUCAUUGAAAAAGGAAGUCGGAUAUGUGAAUGUUGUUACUAUUCUGGGGGUCAGUGAACUUGGCAAGGGCUUCGGCUAUCGCCCACCUUCUGGACCUGCGUCUUCGCCGACAGUCGUUGCGUCGUCCGAUGCCAGGCCAUUAACAUCUCCUACGUGCCGAAGUACGGUCAAUUGCUCGAAGGCAGCUGGUCACUGUUCAAGAGCCACUUUAAGUGCGACCAUAUCAUCGUCGCUGAAGAGAUGUCUUACCUCACAGAUCGAUCUCAUCUUCACAGCUCUUUCGAAUCACUACGCUAGCUUGGGAAUGUCAGCCGAAGAUGUCGCAGUGCGCACAGGCAACGUCAUCCUACUAAUUGGCAACAUAUUCGAAGUCGGCAUGCAAUGUCUCGAGAGCCACCAAGUGAUUCAGUUCUUCGAUUUAUGGAAACUGGACGACCUCUUGAUAAAACUGAUCAGCGAAUCUUUGCAGUCCUGA
Messenger RNA from Cooperia oncophora, 1410 nucleotides. NCBI's taxonomy places the organism in Eukaryota, Metazoa, Nematoda, Chromadorea, Rhabditida, Trichostrongylidae. The record is from the annotation of a GenBank genome assembly.